Morchella sextelata is the source of this 201-nucleotide messenger RNA. RefSeq lists its product as uncharacterized. The annotation marks the transcript as partial. NCBI's taxonomy places the organism in Eukaryota, Fungi, Ascomycota, Pezizomycetes, Pezizales, Morchellaceae. The record is from RefSeq and is a predicted model, not a curated record. The transcript has a single exon.
AUGUCCGACACCACUCAGGAUACGCUGUUGCAGCGUCUUUCAGAAUUUCUGAUCACCUGUGGUCCCCUCCCAGCCGAUAUAGACUUCGGCGAAGAACUUACGGAGGCUCAUGGUCUCAUUGCUGAGUGUUUGGAGGCUCUCACCAAGCCUCUUGACACCCCCGCGCCACUAGAACCCGUUAUCGACACGGCUCAGGAAGAG